Phyllopteryx taeniolatus (common seadragon) is the source of this 2705-nucleotide messenger RNA. It is a transcript of the gene dpp3, whose product is annotated as dipeptidyl-peptidase 3. Gene Ontology annotation, biological process: proteolysis. Bases 115 to 2292 code for a protein of 725 amino acids. NCBI's taxonomy places the organism in Eukaryota, Metazoa, Chordata, Actinopteri, Syngnathiformes, Syngnathidae. Gene Ontology annotation, cellular component: cytoplasm. The transcript has 19 exons. The record is from RefSeq and is a predicted model, not a curated record. Gene Ontology annotation, molecular function: dipeptidyl-peptidase activity; metalloexopeptidase activity.
ACAUACCAGGAAGUGUGGAGCGUGAGCGUGAGACUGCACUUUGACGUGAGCUGGAGCUAUCGAGCUUUACAAGAGUUUAGCUACUUCCCAUCGGUGACAACCUCACAAUCAAAGAUGGUGGACUCCCAGUACUUCCUACCAAAUGACAUCGGCAUCUCUGCUCUCGACUGCGCCGAGGCUUUUCGCUUGCUCUCCCCGCAGGAGAAGAUGUAUGCCCACUACCUGUCACGCGCUUCCUGGUAUGGAGGCCUCGCUGUGCUCCUGCAAACAUCCCCGGAGUCGCCAGUCAUCUUCGUCCUGCUGCAGAGGAUCUUCCGAAAGCAGUCACCUGCGCAGCUGGAAGCUGUAGCGACAGCAGCCGGACUGAGCUCAGAGGAGUACCAAGCCUUCUUGGUGUAUGCAGCAGGUCUCUAUGCCAACAUGGGAAACUACAAGUCUUUCGGAGACUCCAAGUUUGUCCCAAAUUUGCCAAAGGACAAGUUGGAUGCACUGGUGAGGGCCAGCCAGGCAUUUCAGGAGGACCCCACUGAGACGGGUGCUCUCUGGGACAGUUGCUCAUGUCUCAUCUACUCCCUGAAGGACAAACAGAAACAACUGGGCCUCGGUGACAAAGGGAUUACCACCUACUUCUCUGGAAACUGCUGUAUGGAAGAUGCUGAGCUGGCUCAAAAGUUCCUUGACUCGAAGAAACUGUCUGCUUACAACACCCGGCUGUUUAAAAGGGAAAAUGGCGAGAAAACCUGCUACGAGGUGCGCUUGGCCUCAGCUGUGAAGAAAGACACCACAGUGGAUGGCGAGUGUGAAUCCUGCUGCGGGUGCUUUGACUUUGAGGGAAAAGAGUUCUCAGUGAAAAGGGGGGACUAUGCUCCACUUAUGGAGAGGGUCUGUUAUUAUCUUCAGAAGGCUCAGGCCCACGGUGCCAAUGAGAAUCAGAAGAAGAUGCUUGAAGAGUACAGGCAAAGCUUCACCUUGGGCUCGGUGGAAGCCCACAAGGAGGCCUCACGCUACUGGAUCAAAGACAAGGGACCAAUUGUGGAGAGCUACAUCGGCUUCAUUGAGAGCUACAGGGACCCCUUUGGCUCCAGAGGAGAGUUUGAAGGAUUCGUGGCAGUCGUGAACAAGGCGAUGAGCGAGCGCUUUGCCAAACUCGUGAGCUCGGCAGAAGUGCUGCUCCCCGAGCUUCCCUGGCCAAGGGAGUUUGAGAAAGACACUUUCCUUAAACCGGACUUCACUUCGCUCGACGUCCUCACCUUCGCUGGCAGCGGCAUUCCAGCUGGCAUUAACAUUCCCAACUAUGAUGACAUCAGACAGUCGGAGGGCUUUAAAAAUGUUUCCCUAGGAAAUGUGCUGGCCGUGGCUUACUCUACAAACAAAGAAAAACUUACAUUCUUGGAGGAAGAUGACAAGGAUUUGUUUGUCAAGUGGAAGAGUCCAUCAUUUGAAGUGCAAGUCGGCCUGCAUGAACUGUUGGGACAUGGAAGCGGCAAGUUGUUCGUCCAGGACAACAAGGGAAACUUCAACUUUGAACAGAGCAAAGUGAUCAACCCAGAAACUGGCGAGCUGGUUUCCAGUUGGUACCAAGACAACGAGACUUGGGAUAGUAAAUUCUCCACCCUCGCCUCCUCUUAUGAAGAAUGCAGGGCAGAGUGUGUGGGACUCUAUCUGUCUCUGAACAAGAAAGUAAUCAGUAUUUUUGGUCAUGAGGGCCAGGAUGCAGAGGAUGUGGUCUACGUGAACUGGCUGAGCAUGGUGCGAGGGGGUCUGCUGGGCCUGGAGUUUUACACGCCUAAGAGCAAGACAUGGAGACAGGCUCACAUGCAGGCUCGUUUCGUGAUCCUGUGCGUGCUGCUGGAGGCUGGUGAGGACCUGGUCGGCCUGAAGGAGGUCACGGGAGCCGACGGCAAACCCGACGCUCGCAUCACACUUGACAGGAGCAAGAUCCACACUGUCGGAAAAGAAGCCAUCCACAGGUUCCUUUGUAAAUUGCAGGUCUUCAAGUCGACAGCAGAUGUAGAAAAAGGCCGAGCCCUCUAUGAGGGCUACUCUACCGUGAAUGAGGGCGGGGCACACAAUUUCCUGCGACUUCGUGAUACGGUGCUGCUGCGGAAGGAGGAUCGCAAGAUGUUUGUCCAAGCCAACACCAAAAUCAGUGAAGAGAGUGUUGAGCUAGUGGAGUACGAAAGCAGCACAUCAGGCUUGAUUCAGUCCUUCGUCGAGCGCUUCCAAGACAACGACAAACUUGAGGCCGACCUCUUGGAGUUGAGCAGAGUGGAUUCUUCCUGUUGGUGUUGAUGGAAGGACGGGGCGGUUUCCCCCUCAAUUUUACUUUUGUGGCGUCUUAACUGGUCUUCAUUACUGACUUAACCAUUCACCACAUCGUAGAGAGUCACAUAACUAGAACAGAUCUACUGUAGACAAAACAACAGCACUGGUCCAGAGUUGGCAUUACACACAAAACCUGUAUUUCAGAUUUGCUGACUUACAACAAAACACGAUUCUAUGUGAAUGACUGGGUCAAAAACAUGUAUUGAUGUAAGUUGUCUAUCUUGGUGGUUAAUUUUACAUUUAGACUGUUAAAACACUGCCAUAGCUUCUAAUUAUAGACUGAAGUCAAAACAAUGAAAUGCAUUUCCGCCUCAUUGGCGUAUUAUUUACUAAGGAUCUGAAACAGAAAAUAGUGAAAAUAAAAUGUUUGAUAAAACUUG